CUCCUCCUACAGCGACAGUGAACGGGCAGGACGGGUCAGCUCUGUGUUUACGCUGAGAUGCUCAUAACAAAGGACAGCACACCGCGGAAAGCCUGUCAUUUAAAACAAACCACCGUGGAUAUUUUUCUUUUACGGUGACCGUUUGUAACUCCAGGAAAAGGAGGACGCGUAACACAAGCCCUUUACUGUCGUCCAUUUUUUCUACGUUUUAUUCUUCUUUUUUCCCUUUGGUAAACCAUCCUAGAGAGGGGAGAAAUUAAACCGAAAUUUCCUUUUUAUUUUUUUUGUGCCGGUGGAGCGUUAGCUAGCUUGCUAGCCUCAGCAAGUUGGGAAAGCCAGUCAGCACCGUACCACAGUCAGCCACAACGACCAGAGACAAUAAAAGGACUUCAUCAUUUAUAUCGCAGGCAGGGCAGCGCUGCGAGAGACGGACACAUGAAGCAUGAGAGGGUGGAGUUGAGGCUCAGCUGACCCUUCCCCUUCCUUCUCCUUUCCCCGUGCUCCAUUCGAUCAGCACCUCCCCCCUCCCUUUCCCUCCUCUCCCCUUCCUGUCUCUUGUCGCCCUGUUGGAUCUCACCCAUCUCGCCUACCCCUCCUCCUUCAAACCUCAAUCAGCCGUGCCCAAUGUACUCCCCGGAGCAGGAAAACAUCUCCACCACCGCCUCCACCAAAGUGCCAGUGAAGUAUGGAGAGCUCAUUGUGCUGGGGUACAAUGGCUCUUUGCCCAAUGGGGACCGAGGUCGACGUAAAAGCCGUUUUGCACUUUGUAAGAGACCGAAGGCAAACGGGGUGAAACCCAGCACAGUUCACGUCGCCUGCUCUCCACAGGCAGCCAAGGCCAUAAGCAACAAAGACCAGCACAGCAUCUCAUACACUCUGUCUCGAGCCCAGACGGUGGUGGUGGAGUACACCCAUGACAGCAAUACAGACAUGUUCCAGAUCGGUCGAUCGACAGAGAGUCCCAUAGAUUUUGUAGUGACGGACACAGUGGCGGGCAGCCAGAGUAACGCAGACACCCAGUCGGUUCAGAGCACCAUCUCCCGCUUCGCCUGCCGCAUCAUGUGCCAGCGCACGCCGCCUUACACCGCACGCAUCUAUGCCGCAGGCUUCGAUUCCUCCAAGAACAUCUUCCUAGGGGAGAAAGCUGCUAAGUGGAAGACAUCUGAUGGUCAAAUGGAUGGGCUGACCACAAACGGCGUGCUGGUGAUGCACCCUCGAAACGGCUUCACCCAGGACUCCAAACCGGGCGUCUGGAGGGAGAUCUCAGUCUGCGGCAACGUCUUCACCCUGCGAGAAACACGCUCAGCACAGCAGCGGGGAAAGAUGGUGGAGACUGAGACUCAGGAGCUUGUCGACGGCUCACUCAUCGACCUCUGUGGUGCGACUCUGCUGUGGCGCACAGCUGAAGGCCUGGCACGCACUCCCACCCUCAAGCACCUCGAGGCACUACGGCAGGAGAUCAACGCGGCCCGCCCACAGUGUCCCGUGGGCUUCAACACCCUGGCCUUCCCCUCGAUGCGUCGUAAGGACACGCCGGAUGAGAAGCAGCCGUGGGUCUACCUCCAGUGCGGCCACGUGCACGGCUACCACAACUGGGGCAACCACCGUGAGGAGAGGGAGGGCCGGGAGGGCCGGCACAGGGAGUGUCCCAUGUGCCGAGCCAGAGGGCCGUACGUGCCGCUGUGGCUGGGCUGCGAGGCGGGCUUUUAUGUGGACGCCGCCCCACCCACUCACGCCUUUAACCCCUGCGGCCACGUUUGUUCAGAGAAGACGGCAGCCUUCUGGAGUCAGAUCCCAUUGCCGCACGGCACACACACCUUCCACGCCGCCUGCCCCUUCUGUGCCCAACAGCUGACUGGCGAGCAGGGCUACGUCAGACUCAUCUUCCAGGGACCCCUCGACUAGCACGGGCCACUUCUCACCAGAGUGAGGCAGAACAGGGAGUUUUUUGUUUGGACGCUGACCCUGCAUUGAAAACAGGGAUCUACCCAGAUUUGUUCUCUUUCCUCUACAGUUAAGACAAAAACUUUUUUCUGGACUUUUUGUCUCUUUCUCAUUUUUAAGUGACCUUUGUAUUGCUUUUUCAUGAAUGACAACAAAGAUUUCUAUAUUUUCAUGUGAAACCAGAGACACAAAAACCAAACAAAGAACACUGCUGGGUAAACUUUUUGUGUUUGUUUCUCGGAAAGAACUUUUAACAACAGUAUUUAUCUAAAUUACUAACAUACCGUAGUGCAAACAUACGGUUUUUAUUCAUGUUUAUUGUUGCAAUAUACAUCUGUGUACAUCUCUUAGAGCUAAUUUAAACAAAGAUGUUUAUUUAUGGCCCAGGAUCCAUUGCUUCAUUUUAUUUCUGUCAGAUAUGCCUAACUUCAAUACUAUUUAGCAUUUUAAUUUGAAAAUACAGUAUAUUGUUAAUCAGAUAUAAAGUUCUAAGUGUGUUCUGAGGGUUUCGUUCUGUGUCCCUCCCCCAUGUCCACCUCUCAGAUCCGUUUGUCGUAUUUAUACACCCCGUCCUCUGGCGUGCUCUCUCUUUGUGUGUUGACCCUUCAGUUGUACCUCUCUCUCAUUAGGCAUCACCACGGCCUUCUCACAUUCAAAGCAAUAGAUUUGGAACAGAAACCUCCUUAAGCAUUAUGGGAAGCUAAGUCUUCCAGGCGUCUUUGUAAACACAGCCUGAAUGACCGCUCCCUCCCUUUAAAGUCCGAGUGAAAUGUUUCUGUGGGUGAGUGAUUUAUUUAUUUUUUUUCCUUAUCAGAGGUUAGCCAUGAUAACGCAGCAAUGUAGCUAAUGUUACACAUCAUGCACACACACACACACACACACACACACAGACAGACACACACACUCUAACCAGACCUGGUCAAAUACUUUUUAUUAUAUUAAAAAUGGAAAGCAUCUUGCUCAUAGAAGGUCAUGGUACAGAAAUACAAAUACAGAUGGUAUUAAAAUGACAGAAAGUGCAGCAGGCCAGCGUGGACAGUCUGGUUUAUUCUGCUUCCCUGCUGUGAUGUUUGGGACUUACCUGCAGACUUAAAUCAGUGAUUAUUUUGCCAGAUACAGUAUUAUGAUCGGGAUUAGUCUCAGUUAUUCAUGCUCAGAUGCUGGCAUCUUACAGCAUCCUGACUGCUUCAAAUCAAGACAGACGAUGAAGUAAAAUGUUGACUUACCAGUAUUGUAAAAUGCUCAGUGUAAGUAAUAAUGCUGCAUUUGAAUCUGAGAUUCACUGCACGAUUUCAGGCAGGAUUUGAAACACUAGCCAUGAUUUGUUUAGCCAUACUUACAAGGACGCACAGGAGGAGCUGAGACAUUUUAAAAUAAUUUCAUUGUGCUUCUCUUUCUUUCGCCUGAAUUGUCACAGUGCAGGAAGCCCCCGUCCAUCCGAUACAUCAAGCAAGUGACUAAAUACACCUAAGAAAAAGACAACAGUAGCUGUUUGACUCAGGUUUGACACACGCAAUCAUAUGCAUGGCUUCAAGUUACAAAACUCUCUUUAUACUCUCUCUAUCUCUCUGUGUGUCCAUACUUAUCAGGGCUGUGUAUUAAUUUGUGCUUUCCAGCCACUUCAUUGAAGUCAUCCCCAAAGGGGGGUGACGGGCUCCACAACAUGAGAACAAAAUAUCAGGGUUGGCUGUUCUUUAUUUUACCUUUUUUGUGGCUGAAAAUUAAGAUGAGAACUGUAAUUUUUCUAUAUUCCAGUAACUGUCACAAGGGCUAAAUGAUCAAUUGUUUUUGUAUUAAAAUCACAAUUUAAAAGAGUGCAGUUAACAGUUUGUUAACAAGCUGUAGGGGUAGUUUAAUUGGCAGCUGCUUCAGCAGUUACACUGACACAUUGUUGGCAGUAGUUAGGGAGAAAUCUGGUAGUGUGUGUGUGUAUAUAACAAAAAUAAAGGCCCGCAGUUUAAUUCAAAUGAAUUUUGUGAGGUGGCUAAAUAACCAAAACAAACUCUACUGUUUGUUUAAUGUGGUCUCUUCAUGCAUUUGCUUGUUAUUUAGAUUCUCCCAAAUAAGUUGGUCAGACAAAAGUCAACUUCUAAGUAAACUUGGUUAAUUUUUUUUAAAAAAGUGACUAGUGUAGCCCAUAUUAGGCCUGAAUGAAUCAUCAUUGUUAUAUCACAGUAACUAUGGUUGUAGUUGUUUAUAUUUGGUAAAGUUUUGGGGCAUUUUAUGCCUUUGACAGGAGACGGACAUUCAGCAAAGUUCCCUGACCAGACACAGACAGAGACACUGCAGAUCACUGCCUCAACUUCAAAUCCUGCACACCCACAUGAUGUAUCUUUUACAUUUAACACAUUUAGAAAUAUAAAACAAGACGUUGCAGUUUAACAAGCAGGCAGCUGUACAGUUUGGAUUUAAAUUUAUUGUCGAUCCAGCAGCUAGCUUAGCCUCAGCAACUGCACAUAGUUCUCUAAAAGUCCAGACCACAGAAGCCAACCCCCAAAUGUCAAAGUAAUGGAGCGUUGCUGGGAUUGGGACCUGUAAAGUAAAUUACUUUCAAAUUGCCAUCUCUUACACUGUUCAUUAUUGAAACUGCCCAUGACAAACUGGACAAACUCCAUCUGCUGAGGAAGAUCAUGUGAUAUAAAGUUUGAGAACAGCUACUAAAUGGACCUUGUUGUUCGACUGUUAGAAGGACACAGUCCUGAUAUUUUGUAGACUGAGAGAAAGCACAAAUUCUCUCUCUUGCCGCAUAUCCACAACACAUCCUGCUGGUGUCGCUGUAACUCAUCCACUUUACUCCUGCAGCUACAGUCACCAGUGACGACGAGACACACACUCAUACUGUAGAAAUUUUCCAACAGUGAAGCAGCUUUAUUGGUCAGAGUCACUUCCAAACUCUCUGCAACUCAUAUCAUUCAUAUACACAGCUUCUGCAGGUACCCUUAGUGUAUGUGUGAGGUGUGUGUGUGUGUGUGUGUGUGUGUGUGUGUGAGCAAGAUUGUAAUUUAUGUGUUUGUGAUGAUUGUAUGUGCACAGUGUUCAUCUGUCCACACAGUAGUCCUUCCACACACAGAUAAUUUUCAUCAGUAUCCCCCCAGUGCUCGGACUGCAACACCCUAACUCACCUCAGGGAAAAAAAUAAUGACCUGUGUCACACCCACACACACACACACACACACACACACACACUGAAAGAGUCUUCUGAGGAUACCUCAUAAAUUAAAAAAUCUAUUCUGGAUUUAAAGUUUUGUGUCUUUCCUCCCCUUCACCCAGUCUUGCUUUUGGUUUUUCUUCUGUGGACUCUGAGGCACCGUGUCUCUCUCUGUGGAUAAAGUGUGUGAGUAAGUAAGGGCUUCACUUUGUCUCUGUACUGUUACCACAACCUUGUUCUUACACAGACAUGUGUCCGUCAGUGCGUCCCCCACUCACUCUUAUUCUUCCUGUCAUGUCCGGUGUCUCCUUGUGCUUACUAAGGCAAAAGCAAAGAAUGUUUCCAGCAAACACUUUUUUGUAACAACUUCAAACAAUAAAGUGUAAAAGUGA
Lates calcarifer (barramundi perch) is the source of this 5484-nucleotide messenger RNA. It is a transcript of the gene peli1b, whose product is annotated as pellino E3 ubiquitin protein ligase 1b. The record is from RefSeq and is a predicted model, not a curated record. Gene Ontology annotation, molecular function: ubiquitin protein ligase activity; protein binding. NCBI's taxonomy places the organism in Eukaryota, Metazoa, Chordata, Actinopteri, Centropomidae. Gene Ontology annotation, biological process: regulation of Toll signaling pathway; protein K48-linked ubiquitination.